AUCAUCAGCUGGUGUACUUACGGUUCUCCAGCCGUCCACUGCAUCGCAGCAGGUUUGGGUUUCCAUCUGGGUAGGGGCUUGUGCAUCGCAAGAACACGCAAUAAUGGCAAAUUCAGUGCGCUUGCUGGCCAAUGUGUCCCAAUUGAUGCCUCGCAUACUGCUUCCCGCAGGAACUACCAGCACUCCGCGAAAGUACUUUUCAGGACAGGCACAGCCAGCACAUGCAACAGCGAAGGCAAAAUAUGGAGGUCGUUUCAUGGUUACAGUGCUGCCCGGUGAUGGUAUCGGUCCCGAGCUGAUGAAGCAUGUUCGUGAAGUUUUCAGGUAUGGCGGUGUGCCUGUGGAUUUCGAGGAAGUUCACCUCGACUCUACCCAGGACGAUUUGGACAACGUUGACGAAGCCAUCAUAGCCAUCAAAAGAAAUGGAGUUGCCCUGAAAGGCAACAUUGAAACGAGACACAACUCACCAAAUCACAAGUCCCGCAAUGUGGAGUUGCGCCUACGGCUGAAGCUCUUUGUCAACAUUAUUCACUGCAAGAGCCAGCCUGGUGUUCCGACUCGCCACAACAACAUCGACAUUGUGCUGAUACGCCAAAACACUGAGGGAGAAUACAGCUGCGCCGAGCAUGAGAGUGUUCCGGGCGUAGUGGAGAGCCUGAAGCUGAUAACAAGAGAGAAAUCGGAGGAGAUUGCGCGCUACGGUUUCGAGUUUGCACGACAGAAUGGGAGAAAGAAGAUAACAGCUGUGCACAAGGCCAACAUCAUGAAACUGUCCGAUGGGCUGUUCCUCAAGUGCUGCACCGAAGUUUCAAAGGAUUACCCUGAGAUUGAGUUCGACAACAUGAUCAUCGACAACUGCAGCAUGCAGCUUGUGUCAAACCCAUCACAGUUUGAUGUGCUUCUACUGCCCAAUUUGUAUGGCAACAUCCUAACCAACAUCGCCUGUGGCCUUGUUGGUGGACCGGGCAUCACCUCUGGGAGGAACUAUGGCCACGAUUACGCUGUGUUUGAAACUGGAACACGGAACACCGGAAAGUCCAUCGCUGGCAAGAACAUUGCCAAUCCCUUGGCCAUGAUGAAUGCAGGUGUUGACCUGCUGGAUCAUCUGGGGUGAGCAUUCUGUACGAUUUCUGAG
Messenger RNA from Rhipicephalus sanguineus (brown dog tick), 1135 nucleotides. Its product is annotated as isocitrate dehydrogenase [NAD] subunit gamma, mitochondrial. The transcript is spliced from 8 exons. Gene Ontology annotation, cellular component: mitochondrion. The coding region runs from base 104 to 1114 and encodes 336 amino acids. Gene Ontology annotation, molecular function: oxidoreductase activity, acting on the CH-OH group of donors, NAD or NADP as acceptor; magnesium ion binding; NAD binding. The record is from RefSeq and is a predicted model, not a curated record. Gene Ontology annotation, biological process: isocitrate metabolic process; tricarboxylic acid cycle. Lineage: Eukaryota; Metazoa; Arthropoda; Arachnida; Ixodida; Ixodidae.